AUGUCAUCAUCAAAACAACGCGUCAUUCUCGUUACUGGAGCUAACAAAGGCAUAGGUUUUGAAGUAAUAAAGAAACUAUUAGAAGAAUCGUCUUCUUCUAGCAAUAAUCUUAUUCUUCUUGGUAGUCGAGAUUUAAAACGUGGUCAAGAUGCUUUACUUCAAUUAGGUUCUCCAUCAAAUGUACAUGUUCUUCAGUUAGAUACAUCAUCAGAAGAAAGUAUUGCUCGUGCGACUGAUGAAAUCAAACAAAAAUAUGGUGGUCAAUUAGAUGUUCUUAUUAAUAAUGCUGCUAUUGCAUCAUGGAACGACACCGCUGAGACAGCACGAGAUAUUUUUGCUACUAAUUAUUAUGGUAUUAAAAUAGUGAACAAAUAUUUAUUUCCACUUAUUCGAGAGAAUGGCCGUGUAGUUAAUGUGUCUAGCGGAGUAGGUGCUUGGGCAUUACAUGACAUGACAGAUGAAAUUCAGAAGAAGUAUAAAUCAGAAACGUUGACUGAAGAAGAAAUUGAUGGUCUUGUUAAAGAUUUUAUUUCAGCUAUUGCCACGAAAACAAUCGACAAGAUUAUGCCUAAUACCAAAUUACUUGGUUUGUGCUAUAGUGGAUCAAAAACUGCACUUACCGCUCUUACACGUGUUCAGGCACGUCGAUGGUCAGGUGCAAAAAAUGUCCUUGUUGUGUCCGUGUGUCCAGGUUAUUGCUCAACAGAUUUGAAUAAUCAUGGACCUGGAUCACGUCCGCCGGCACUUGGUGCUGAUUCUAUUUUAUAUGUAGUCAACACUCCUAAAGCUGAUCUGGAAAAUGGCGAAUUCUAUCAAGAUGGCAAAAAACUUCCGCAAAGUUCCGCAUGUACAAUGGACUUAAGCACACACAAACAACAUGCGGAGGAUAAAGCGUAA
This is a messenger RNA of Adineta steineri, 897 nucleotides long. NCBI's taxonomy places the organism in Eukaryota, Metazoa, Rotifera, Eurotatoria, Adinetida, Adinetidae. The record is from the annotation of a GenBank genome assembly.